Molecule: messenger RNA, 483 nt
Organism: Strigops habroptila (Kakapo)
Lineage: Eukaryota; Metazoa; Chordata; Aves; Psittaciformes; Psittacidae
Product: protein phosphatase 1 regulatory subunit 14B-like
Exons: 5
Coding region: 1-483 (160 amino acids)
Biological process (GO): innate immune response; regulation of phosphorylation
Cellular component (GO): cytoplasm
Molecular function (GO): protein serine/threonine phosphatase inhibitor activity
Source: RefSeq, a predicted model, not a curated record
AUGGCGGCGCCGUGCGGCGCCGGGCCCCCCCCGCCGCGCCGGGCCCGAGCGCCGGGGCCGGCCCCGCGUGUUGCUUCGCGCCGGACGGCCGCGGAGGCCCCGGAGGAGGCCCCGGGCCGGCGGCAGGAAGUCACGGUCCGGUACGACCGAGGGAGCUGCGGAAACGGCUGCACUGGAGGAGUGGAUCCUGGAGGAGAGAUCCCGGAGCUGGAGAUCGACGUGGACGAGCUGCUGGACAUGGAGAGCGACGGCGCCCGCAGCGCCCGCUGCAGGUACCCGGGCUGGGGGGGGGGGUGGCCCCGAAACCCGGGGGACCCUGGAACCGAGGAGGGUCCUCAAAACCUGAGGAGGGGUCCCCAAACACCGGAGAUCCUGUGUGACUGUUACAAGCCCACAGAGGCCUUCGUCGGGGACCUGCUGGAGAAGAUCCGGGGGAUGCAGAAGCUCAACACCCCCCAAAGAAGGUCCCCCCUGCAGCGAUAA